Molecule: messenger RNA, 2500 nt
Organism: Arabidopsis thaliana (thale cress)
Lineage: Eukaryota; Viridiplantae; Streptophyta; Magnoliopsida; Brassicales; Brassicaceae
Product: Leucine-rich repeat protein kinase family protein
Exons: 2
Coding region: 170-2329 (719 amino acids)
Cellular component (GO): membrane
Molecular function (GO): transferase activity; protein serine/threonine kinase activity; ATP binding
Source: RefSeq, marked reviewed
GCCAUAAAUUGAUGUUUUGCCCUUAAUUAAUUGAUUACAGUAUGAUUAAAAAGGUAUAACUAACAUAAAUAAAUACCCUUCAAGAACCAACCAAUCUCUCAUUCUUUCGUCACCCACCUUCUUCACUCUCUGUUAUUUUCACAAACCAGAAAAAUUCAAGUACAGAGAAAUGAUCCUUCUCUCACUUCUUCUCCAUCUUCUUCUUCAUCUCCUCAACACUUCUCCUUCUCUUUCUCUUUCCCCCGACGGUAUCGCUUUACUCUCACUCAAAUCCGCCGUCGAUCACUCCUCCUCCUCCGCUUUCUCCGAUUGGAACGAUAACGACACCGAUCCUUGUCAUUGGUCCGGAAUCUCCUGUAUGAACAUCUCAGACUCUUCUACCUCUCGCGUCGUUGGAAUUUCCCUCGCCGGAAAACAUCUCCGUGGCUACAUCCCCUCAGAGCUUGGCUCACUUAUUUACCUCCGUCGUCUUAACCUCCACAACAACGAACUUUACGGUUCAAUUCCUACUCAAUUAUUCAACGCGACGUCGCUUCAUAGUAUCUUCUUAUACGGUAACAAUCUCUCCGGUACUCUUCCUCCUUCGAUCUGUAAACUCCCAAAGCUUCAGAAUCUCGAUUUGUCUAUGAAUUCGCUCUCUGGAACUCUUUCACCGGAUCUCAACAAGUGUAAACAGCUUCAACGGUUGAUCCUCUCCGCUAACAACUUUUCCGGUGAGAUUCCUGGUGAUAUCUGGCCGGAAUUGACUAAUUUAGCUCAGCUUGAUCUCUCUGCUAACGAAUUUUCCGGCGAAAUCCCUAAGGAUAUCGGAGAGCUUAAGUCUCUCUCUGGUACUUUGAAUCUCUCCUUUAACCAUUUAUCCGGCCAAAUCCCUAAUUCCUUAGGAAAUCUACCGGUGACAGUCUCUCUUGAUCUCCGGAACAACGAUUUCUCCGGCGAGAUUCCUCAAUCUGGUUCGUUCUCUAACCAGGGGCCAACCGCAUUUCUCAAUAAUCCGAAACUGUGUGGUUUCCCUCUCCAGAAAACUUGUAAAGACACUGAUGAGAACUCUCCGGGGACUCGAAAGUCGCCCGAGAAUAAUGCGGAUUCUAGAAGAGGGUUAAGUACUGGAUUAAUAGUGUUGAUCUCGGUGGCAGAUGCAGCAAGUGUAGCUUUUAUUGGUUUAGUGUUAGUUUACUUGUACUGGAAGAAAAAAGACUCUGAGGGAGGGUGUAGCUGCACAGGGAAUGCGAAACUCGGUGGUGGUUCGGUGAAGGGGAAAUCGUGUUGUUGUAUCACGGGGUUUCCGAAAGAGGAUGAUUCGGAAGCGGAAGGUAAUGAGAGAGGAGAAGGGAAAGGAGAUGGAGAGCUUGUAGCGAUUGAUAAAGGGUUUUCUUUUGAGCUUGAUGAGUUGUUGAGAGCUUCUGCAUAUGUUUUGGGGAAGAGUGGGUUAGGGAUAGUGUAUAAAGUGGUGUUAGGGAAUGGAGUUCCGGUGGCGGUGCGGCGACUUGGGGAAGGAGGGGAACAGAGGUAUAAAGAGUUUGUUACGGAGGUUCAAGCUAUGGGGAAAGUGAAACAUCCUAAUGUGGUGAAGUUAAGAGCUUAUUAUUGGGCUCCUGAUGAGAAGCUUUUGAUUAGUGACUUCGUUAACAAUGGAAGUUUAGCUGAUGCUCUUAGAGGGAGGAAUGGUCAACCAUCACCGAGCUUAACAUGGUCAACGCGUAUAAAGAUCGCAAAAGGAGCUGCGCGUGGGUUAGCUUAUCUACACGAGUGUAGUCCAAGGAAGUUGGUACAUGGCGACGUUAAGCCUUCCAACAUUCUUCUUGAUUCCUCCUUCACUCCUUACAUCUCUGACUUCGGUCUCACACGUCUCAUCACCAUCACUGCCGCUUCUGCCUCUUCUAACGAACCUUCCUCCUCCUCUGCUGCGGGUGGUUUCUUAGGUGGAGCUCUUCCUUACACUUCCAUCAAACCCUCAGAUAGAUCCAACGGCUAUAAAGCCCCCGAGGCCCGGCUCCCUGGAGGGAGGCCUACUCAGAAAUGGGACGUAUACUCCUUCGGUGUUGUGCUUAUGGAGCUUCUCACCGGGAAAUCGCCGGAUUCUUCUCCGUUAAGCUCUUCCUCGACGUCUACGGUGGUUGUUGAGGUGCCGGAUUUGGUGAAGUGGGUGAGGAAAGGGUUUGAAGAGGAGACUCCAUUGUCGGACAUGGUUGAUCCAAUGUUACUUCAAGAAGUUCACGCCAAGCAACAAGUCUUGUCCGUUUUUCAUCUAGCUCUCGCUUGUACCGAAGGUGACCCUGAAGUCCGUCCACGUAUGAAGAACGUCUCUGAGAACAUCGACAAAAUCUGAUUCAAUUAUUAUAUUCUUUUUUCUUUAAUUUUUCCUAUUAUAUUUUUGUAUCUCCGAUAGUUCUUACACGAGGUCGUUACGUCACUCCCACGUCUGGGACUAGUGGUCGAUUUGUUUUUAUUGAAUAAUUAUUUGUUAUGAAAAUUGAAUCAAAUGAGUUAUACUUUAGGC